Molecule: messenger RNA, 995 nt
Organism: Phialemonium atrogriseum
Lineage: Eukaryota; Fungi; Ascomycota; Sordariomycetes; Cephalothecales; Cephalothecaceae
Exons: 4
Coding region: 303-674 (123 amino acids)
Cellular component (GO): preribosome, large subunit precursor
Source: RefSeq, a predicted model, not a curated record
UGGUAUCACUAUAGUGCCGAUUUAUGAAUGCAUUCCAAAAUUAUUUUUCAAAUCUUCAUCUGGGUUACAUAUUAGGCGGCUUACCCAGAAACUUCACAAAUACUUAUCAUUUAUGGAGGUCUGGAAUUCGUAAAAAGAAGGCGAUUCACGCGCCAGAUUAGCGUGCGAUAACACCCCUCCAGACACACUCAGAUCAACUCAGCUGGCGAGAUACUUCACUGGAACGAGAAAAUAACUGUCAAAGACCCAGUACACCAUAUUCCCGCAUUUUGCGCAAAGUUCUUCGACCUUAUACCUUCAACAUGGCGAAGAGUAGCCGAGCAAGUUCAGUAAAGAACAACAACCAACAGCUCAAGAAGAAUGUGUUUGGGCCUGUCGAGUCGGCCAGGACAGAGCGCCUCUCGGCCAAGUUGCUAGAGAUCGCUGCCCAGGCGAAAACAAGUCGGCCAGAGAAUGAGAAGGAAAUGGAAGAUGUUGAGACCACUUCAACAGACCAGAAGACUGCACCUACCGUGACAGAGGAGGAAACCAUGGACAUUGAUUCGGGCGCCAAGGCCGUAAAGAGAAAGUUAACCUUGGGAAGGAAGGGAAUUGAGAAGCGACGGCGGUCAAAGAAGUCGUCUAUCGUGUUUCCUAAAUACAAGGAUAGACAAGCUGCGAAGAAAAUGAAGUGAAGUCUCACCUAGAACCGGGCGAGGAGGGAAAAUAUGUCGGUUAUACCCAAUAUGUCGGUUAUGCCCGCGAAUACGACGAAUGGCCGCCGUAUUAGACAGGGCGGUGGCAAGACAUUGGUGUCGCAUGGGAAUCUUGGAAGAUAUCAAGGCUGUUCUUAUCGACGUGGGAACGUCUAUUUUAAGGCCAAUAUCCAAUCCCCUGGCCGCAUGGACUCCGCAGGAUCUGCUAUCCUUGCGACGGACCAAUCAGCACAGAGCUUCCAAUGCGAGGCUACAGACUAGAAUUCUUAGGUUAGGCACCUUGAGGAAUUUCCCCCCGCG